CCCUCCUCCUCCCACCCCCAAGGCCCGGUCCAUAGCACUGCAGCAGCCCUGCCGAUAGGGUUUCACUCUCUCUGGGGCGAAAAGGAGGGCAGGCAGUACAAAACAAACUGUUGGACAGAAAUCUACCCGGGAUUCUAUAUUCAUCUUCCUCUGACACACACUUUCUCUGGGACCUUCUGGGACCUGUGUCUUCCUGUGGAUACCUGGGUCUUAGCCAUGCCUAUCACAACUCCUGCCCCUUCUAACAAGAGGAAGAAGGCCAUCAAGAUCAUCACUGACCUGUCCAACGUCAGCCAGAAUGAUGACGAGUCAGACCCCGAGGCCUCCGAGCUAGACCUGGGCACCAAGAUCAAGACGCCCAAGGACUUGAUGCUGGAGGAGCUCUCCCUGCUCAAGAACAAGGGCUCCAAGAUGUUCAGGAUGAGGCAGCAGAGAGUUGAAAAGUUCAUCGUGACCAACGAGAACAUGGUGAAAGUGAAGAGGAGAAAGGGAGCGUGUGUGUGUUUGCGUGUCUUGUGUGUACAUGCGUGUACGGAUCAGACUACAUCUUCCUUUUAUGUCUUCCAGCAGAACCUCCAGAACCUGCUGAUGUCCCCUCCCCCUAUUCCACCAAAGCCUGAGAUGCCAAAAGAAGAUGUGGUGGAGGAGACAGUGGAUGAGGAGGCGGAGAAGGAGAAGAGGAGGAAGGAGUAUAUACGCACCUAUGUAUCGCCGUGGGAACGGGCCAUGAAGGGCAACGAGGAGCUGAAAGCCACCAUGAAGGCCUGCAUGCCGGGACCCAUCCAGAUGCAUCCGGAAAUGCCUCAGUACAAGAGCUUCAACAGGACGGCGCUGCCAUACGGCGGCUACGACAAGGCGUCAAAGAUGCUGACCUUCGAUCUCCCGGAGGUCAACAUUGCCACCGAGGAGCCGGAGCCUCUGCCCACCAUGCAGGCCGACAUCCGCUCACGCCCCUCGUUCAACCGCACACCCAUCGGCUGGGUCUGCUCUGAGGACAACUCACACAUCCACAUGGACCUGGACAACAUCCCCUUCGAUGGAGAGACAGAUGACCUGUGAACACGCAUGCGGACAAAAGCACGCUUACCGUAGCCUGGAACACACCCACACACACACACACACACAUUAAAAGUACAUGCACCAGAAGUCAUAAACACACAUACAUGAAGAAUACGCCCUCACAUGAGUGUAUAUAUGAGAGCAUGAGGCAGAUGAUAAUUUACACCACAUACACUGACAACAUGAGCAAUGUUAAAACUGCUGAAGCUCCCACGAACACAUGUUGAAAUGUACUUUAAUUGCAUGAAAAAAAACAACAACAAAAUGAACAAAAACAAUUUGAAAAUGACUUGAUGGAAAAAGGACAAAGUAUCUCCCCCGGUCUCCUGUGUGCUUUCUUACGUUUUCACCCUCAACGAUGAAUGAGUCUUAAUAUGAUUUUGCAAACUGAGCUAAUGUGAGACCUGUGUGAGCAGAAACAGAUAAGCACUCUGCACUCUUAAAACAAUGUAUUUAUUCAAUAAAG
Messenger RNA from Xiphias gladius (swordfish), 1525 nucleotides. It is a transcript of the gene myoz1b, whose product is annotated as myozenin 1b. Gene Ontology annotation, cellular component: Z disc; actin cytoskeleton. The record is from RefSeq and is a predicted model, not a curated record. NCBI's taxonomy places the organism in Eukaryota, Metazoa, Chordata, Actinopteri, Istiophoriformes, Xiphiidae. The transcript is spliced from 5 exons. The coding region runs from base 217 to 1059 and encodes 280 amino acids. Gene Ontology annotation, molecular function: telethonin binding; FATZ binding; actin binding.